AUGAGGGAGGAGCGCGUCACUGCCUCCUUGGCACACGACCCUGAAUGGGACAGAUCGGAGACACGGAACGGAUGUGGCGGGCCACCAAGGACAAGGGCAGGGACACCUUCUGAGGUUUUGAAGCAGGCCUUCCUUGGCCACCUGCCCCGACACCCAGGCACCCAGACCACCAGCAGUGCAGUGCGGACCCUGCCACAUCAAUCCUGCCUGGCAACCAACCAGCCCAGCCAGCCAAGCCCACAGAGCCCCAGAGCCCCAGCGGCCCCAGCGCCAGCGCCAGAGCGAGAACAACCGACCGACCGACCGACCGACGCAUCACACUUUGUCCCGCCCGCUUUGGACGACCACCACCUGCACCACGCCACUCACUUCACUCUCUCUCACACGACCCUUCUCUUCGCUGCGUCAAUUUUGUUUUUCGUUUCCACUGUCGAGCCCGGCAGUCCGUCAAGCAGGGUCUUGUUUGCUACUCUCUUCUCCGACCCGUCCCUCCUGCAUAGCGAGCCUCUCUUAUCGAAUGGUUGCGUCACGGCGGCGACGCCACCCUUGAAGCGACUUCUCGGGACCCCGAUUAUCGACGAACCCAACAAACCCGUACGAUCCGACUGUCGCCGCACGAAUAGCCUCGAGAUGGCGCCCAGCCGCUCACCGGAUGCCCUCAAUGGCGUCCUUAUCGGCCUGCUCUCGUCUCUCGGCUCCGCCGUGCUGAUAGGCUUCAUCUUCGUGGUCAUCUACUUCUUCAAGUACACACACUCCGGCCGUAUCUUGCUCGAUCGGAUCGGAAGGCCCGGCGAAUACGAUGACGAGCAGGCCUUUGCAAAGGAAGAGGCCGAGGCGCUGGAGGUAAUGGAUGAUAUGCAGAGAACAGAGUACCUCAGGGCCAAAGCAUUCAUCACAUCCAACCCUCCUGAGUCCGUACAGACCGAUAUUUCCCUUUCGCAGUAUCUGGCCAUACAAGAAAAGGGCGUUUCAGCAUGGGAGUUCGAGCCGGAACUCGAGAUCGCCAACUGCUUUGUCGAGGGCCGUACAGAAAUAGAAUUCUUCGACUCGGAAUGCACUGUCAUGACGAAUCUCCCCGUCCCGAAACAAAACGAGGUGUAUUAUUGGGAGGCCAAGGUGUACGAGAAACCUGAGGCGACCCUCGUUGCUAUUGGCAUGGCUACCAAGCCGUAUCCUCUCUUUAGGCUACCAGGUUUUCACAAACACUCGGCAGCCUACUUCUCCAACGGUUUCAGACGUCUCAAUCAACCGUUCAAUCACACACCCUAUGGGCCUCAAAUUGUCCAGGGCGAUGUCAUCGGCUGCGGAUACCGUCCCCGAACAGGAUGCGUCUUCUUCACUCGGAACGGCAAGAAGCUGGACGAUGUGUGCCACGGAAUGAAGAACCAGAACUUCUUCCCCGCUGUCGGCGCCAACGGACCCGCAACAGUCCACGUCAAUUUUGGCCAAGCUGGAUUUGUUUUCAUCGAAGCUAAUGUGAAGAAAUGGGGCCUGGCCCCAAUGACUGGGUCAUUGGCUCCUCCACCACCGUAUGGGUCCGAAGCCGGCAGUAUCUUGCUGGAAACUGGCAGGAAGGAUAGUUACACUGGGUCGCAAGCCCAGGGUCAAGCUCAUGGUCAGGGCAACAACCCAUCGGUUCAGACAUAUUUCAGACCGCAGCAUCAGUCAGGUCUCGAGCCUCAACAUGGCCACGGCCGCACGCGGUCUGGGAAUUUCAGGAUCCUUUCCCCGACAAGCCCCGGCCCUGCCCGGAGCCCCACUGAUAUCUCGCUCGCCCAGCUUGUUCCUAACGAUGAUGUUGGUGAGCCUAGCAGUGCUGCUGCCGGCACCGCCGGCGGAACUACCGUUCAUUCUACGACUGGGUUGGGCCUGCAGGAGCCGAACCAACCGCCACCCGACUACAGCAGCCCGCAAUCAUCAGAAGCUGGGAGUCGACGUAACAGUUCCGAAAGCGAGCAUACGCCCCUAAUACGCAUAUCGAGAAGUAGAGGGGCAUCGUCUGUGACCGUACCUGCGCGCAGCAGGAGCAACACGACCGACCCAGAAGGCCCUCCCAUUCCGAGUUAUAGUGAUGCUGUGCGGCAAGGAGCUGGACGUGAUCGCAGUGAUAGCGCUAGAUCCGCACGAUGA
Diaporthe amygdali is the source of this 2130-nucleotide messenger RNA. RefSeq names its product ssh-4. Gene Ontology annotation, molecular function: protein binding. The transcript is spliced from 6 exons. Lineage: Eukaryota; Fungi; Ascomycota; Sordariomycetes; Diaporthales; Diaporthaceae. The record is from RefSeq and is a predicted model, not a curated record. Bases 1 to 2130 code for a protein of 709 amino acids.